Messenger RNA from Triticum dicoccoides, 711 nucleotides. Its product is annotated as 60S ribosomal protein L27-3-like. The transcript has a single exon. NCBI's taxonomy places the organism in Eukaryota, Viridiplantae, Streptophyta, Magnoliopsida, Poales, Poaceae. The record is from RefSeq and is a predicted model, not a curated record. Gene Ontology annotation, molecular function: structural constituent of ribosome. The coding region runs from base 86 to 499 and encodes 137 amino acids. Gene Ontology annotation, cellular component: ribosome. Gene Ontology annotation, biological process: translation.
CCAAUCUAUCCCCAUUUCCCAGACCACCCAAACCCACACAACCCACUCGGCGGUGGCGACGGCGGCGGCGGCGGAGCACGCGAAGAUGGUGAAGUUCCUGAAGCCCGGCAAGGCGGUGAUCCUUCUCCAGGGUCGGUUCGCCGGCCGGAAGGCGGUCAUUGUGCGCGUUUUCGAGGAGGGCACGCGCGACCGCCCCUACGGCCACUGCCUCGUCGCCGGCCUAGCCAAGUACCCCAAGAAGGUGAUCCGUAAGGACUCGGCCAAGAAGACGGCGAAGAAGUCGCGCGUGAAGUGCUUCCUGAAGCUGGUCAACUUCACCCACAUCAUGCCCACCCGCUACACCCUGGAUGUCGACUUCAAGGACGUGGCCUCCGGCGGGCCCGACGCCCUCGCCACCCGCGACAAGAAGGUCGCCUCCUGCAAGGCCGCCAAGGCACGUCUCGAGGAGAGGUUCAAGACCGGCAAGAACAGGUGGUUCUUCACCAAGCUCCGCUUCUAGGAGCAGAUCGUCUUUACAAUACUAGUAUUCCUUGUUCUUGCAAUCAAUAGCACACUGAGCUAUCUCUAUCACUGUUUUUGUAUUGUCCAUGAGGAUUUUGUGGUUAGUAUGGAUCUCGGAGAGAGUUUAAUUAAGGCAUGAUGAUGAUGAUGAUGUUCCAUGUGUUAAAUCAUGCUAAAGAAUGCACAUGGUUGCAAUUUUGUUGGAACUUA